AUGGUCCACGCAACAGGAGAAGAACGCGCUGUGAACCUAGCCCAAGAGGCUGUCGAGUUGGUCGAUGCGGGCCACCGCGAGGCUGCCUCACGCAAUCUCCGAGAAGCACUGUCCCUGGCCCCCGAGAACCCUCAAGUCAAAGCGGCCUUUUUGAAAGUUCAGCAUGAAGGCAAAGACGGCCACCAGUUGCUGGACCUUUGCCGCCGAUACGCCACCCAGAACGACGAGAAUGCUGGCAAGGAAGCCGCAGCGUACCUGCGAACAGAUGGUCUGAAGUCCCCGGAAAACGUUGGAUUGGAAUCCUUGAAACUGUUGCUCGCACAGCGACCGCCCUCUUUAUCCACGACGCAGGAUGAGAUCAUUUCCGGGCUGGUGCGACAGAAUGCCAGUGUUCGACAAUAUUUCUCAGCACAGCUUCAGAUCUCCGUGACUGCGUUUUUCGAUGACAUUUAUGACCGAGGCGAUGGAGCUGCGGUCUGUCUGGACACGGUGGUGCUGGAUCCUAGUGUGUGGCCAUCCGAGGAUGCGCGCACCCACUGCGAGAGCGAAUUGUUUCAAUUGUUCAUUGCCAAGCUGAUGGAGUCGGGCCAUGAUCUUGAUGGUCGCUCCUUGAAGGGAAUCACAAGACUACUCGCGGUCGAUGCUGACCAACUCCAACAUCUGAUUGAUGAUGAAGGAUUUGAGGUUAUUCUUUCUUCUUUGGAUUAUCGCUUGCCCUUGGAAGUGCGGAGCCAGGCGACUCUAGCCGUUGCCAAAUAUCUCGAAGUUGCCAAGGAGGCUGGCGGGAAGCAAUUCUCGGCAUUGAUCAUGUCCAUUCUUGGAAAGGGCCGCAUUGAUGAUUUGAUUGUUGCUUUCUCUGCAACAGCAGCCACCUUCCCCGUGGCACCUGUCGCAGCUGCCAGUCUCUUUUUGUCUGAAGAGUUCAUGGAAUCCCUGGCUCCAUUGGCAUCCCGAGACGCCAAAAGCAAGAAGGUCGAGGUCCCUGUACUCGAGUUGCUCAAUGCAGCAUGUAUCAACCGGCCGUGCCGUGAACUGGUAUCCAAGAGAUUUGGAGAAUGGCUGUCUCAUGUUUUGACCAACGGGAGCGAUGAAUGCUCCGAGUUGGCAGCGGUGGCUCUGGCGAAAAUCCGGGCAUCUGAGCCUGAUCAACCUUCGGCUGGCAACGGUAAGGUCUUGGAGGAAGAUAGCGAGUUUGAGCUCGUUCACCGAUUCAAGGGACUGAUGUCUGCACAAAAGGUCGAGAACAAUUCACACGCCGUUGAGGGACUAGCUUAUGCAUCGGUGAAACCGGCCGUCAAAGAACAACUUGCCAAGGACUCUACUUUUCUACGAAACCUCAUUGCGACACUGAAACAUAACACUGGAGAUUCAUCUGUUCUAUAUGGUGGGUUGAUGGUUUUCUUGAACCUCACAUCCUUUCUUCCCAAUCUAUCUGAAGAGCAAAAGAAUAUGUCCCAGCUGAAGGACUAUGCGGAUGCGUCCAAGGGAAAGCCUAGCACAGCCCCAGACAGUCGGGAUGAAGACGAGGCCGUAUUGGCGCGAUGUGCCACUGUCAUUGAUGCAGGCAUCAUGACUUUGCUGGUAGAGUGUGGUCGAAUUGCGCUACCUUCCACCAAUGAACUCACAGCCAAAAUCCUGCUGGGAUUGACAAGGCAUACCAAGUCUCGUGGUGCACUCGCUCAGCAAGGUGCAGUCAAGCUUCUCCUCGGUCUCGCGGCACCAAAACAUAGUAGCGCUGGGCCCGUCAGAAACGACACGACACGCAUCGCCUCCCAUGCGCUGGCUCGCAUCCUUAUCUCUGUUGAUCCAGCACAUGUUUUCCCAUCAUCUGGGUUCCCCCAAGUUACAUCUGCCGUUCGUCCAUUACUAUCUCUUCUCUCAUCAUCCGAGUCUCCAUCAUUUUCUGCCGACCAACCUCGUGAUUUACUUCCUAUCUUCGAGAGUCUGCUCGCUCUGACAAACCUUGCUUCAUACCCACAUGAUGACUCUGCCCCCGAACUCACCGUGCGCGAAGGUUGGUCUGCCAUUGAGGAUCUGCUUUUGUCUGGCAAUCCUCGAGUUCAACGAGCCGCAUGCGAACUGGUCUGCAACCUGAUGACCUGCGAGUCCGGUGUCAUCAAAUUCGCCGAUGGCUCCAAGGCAGCGGCUCAGCGCCUUCACAUUCUGCUGGCCCUGACUGAUGCCGACGACUUCCCUACCCGGCGAGCCGCCGGUGGAGCGCUUGCCAUGUUGACAGACUUUGAUGCCGCGAUGGCCGCCGUUUUGGAGCGGCCACGCGGCGUGGACUUGUUACUCGGGCUAUGCCAGGAAGACGACGAUGCCCUUGUUCACCGGGGUGUCGUUUGCAUCCGCAAUCUCACCUGCCUCGCAACAGGUGACAUCGGCACCCGCGCCAAAGCCGCCGUGAAAGCCGCGGGAGGGAUUGAAAUUCUCACCGCAUGUCUCAAAAAGACGUCGAACCAAGCCGUGCUACAGGCCGGGGUGGAGGCACUGAAACCCUUGAUUCAAUAG
Molecule: messenger RNA, 2511 nt
Organism: Penicillium nucicola
Lineage: Eukaryota; Fungi; Ascomycota; Eurotiomycetes; Eurotiales; Aspergillaceae
Product: UNC45-central domain-containing protein
Exons: 2
Coding region: 1-2511 (836 amino acids)
Molecular function (GO): protein binding
Source: RefSeq, a predicted model, not a curated record